This is a messenger RNA of Penicillium cataractarum, 1950 nucleotides long. RefSeq lists its product as uncharacterized. Lineage: Eukaryota; Fungi; Ascomycota; Eurotiomycetes; Eurotiales; Aspergillaceae. The coding region runs from base 1 to 1950 and encodes 649 amino acids. The transcript has a single exon. The record is from RefSeq and is a predicted model, not a curated record.
AUGGCUCGCAAUCGCCCCCUUCCACUCUCCGAAGAGUGGGAGGAUCCCGACACCUAUAUCAAAGAACUCCUCAACUUCGCGACGACCAAUGUCCUCUUCAUGAACCUGUGCGGUGGUGUGCACAUGGUCGAUUUUUUGACCCGCGAGCCCGAUCUAUACACCAGUCUACUCCCAGAGGAAUGGCGAGCAUUCUUCGAAGCCCAUGACAUUCACGAUAUACUGCAAUUGCUCCUACGAGAAGAUAUUGAGUCCUUGCGCACGAACGCGACCAAUGGACAUACCGGCGCAGGCAAUCGCACAUGGAAGGACGGCGCAUUCCCUCCGCAGAGCAUAUUGGACUACAUUCACCAAGUUCGCCGACUUAGUCUUCGCCGGGAAUUCGAUUCGGCCGGGUCGAAGAAGACGAAACUCCCGAGACAUGUCGCGGUUGGUAUGAAGACGAAGAAGGAACACGAGGUCGAACACUUCUCUGGCUACGUCGCAUCGUUGUCCGAUACCGUGGGCGAGCGUCGCGGUGAGCCGGUCUCUCAUAUUGUGGAUUUUGGGUCUGGACGGAACUAUUUGGGGCGGACGCUGGCCAGCUCGCCAUUUCACAAACAUAUCAUUGCAAUUGAGCGGAAACACCAGUACAUUGCUGGUGCUAUGGGCAUAGACGUUUCAGCCAAGUUGCGGGAGAGAGAGAAGUCUAAGACGGUUUAUGUGCAUAGUCGCAAGAAAUCCUGCAAUGACUGCAAUGGCACACCAGAAGUGGCAUCAUCUGAUAAAGCAGAGGCGCAAUCAGAAAUGGAAAAUUUGCAGGCCCCCGAGAAUGUCCCAGUUCAAGGAGAGACUGUGGACGACCAGGAGGAUGUCACCAUGUUCAAAAUGCUGGGUGAGAUUACCCUCGAACCCCAUGAGCUACUCGGCUCGAUCACCAAGGGAGGACAAAAACAGAAACCUGAACAUGAAAUCGACACCGGGGGUACUAUCAGCUAUAUCGAACACAAUAUUCAAGACGGAUACCUCGAGCCUAUCAUCGACCACGUGGUUAAUCCAUCUCCUGCAACGACACCAAGUGAAACUGACACCGACGAGACGAACACCUCCAUAACAAUCCAGCCAGAUGAACAGCAAAAAAGCGACGCCCGAGUAAUGGUCGUCUCCCUCCAUUCCUGCGGCAAUCUCGUUCACCACGGCGUUCGCUCCCUAGUCAUGAACCCCUCCGUCGUAGCAGUCGCUAUGAUCGGCUGCUGCUACAAUCUUAUGACCGAACGCCUUGGCCCAGCAACAUAUAAACUCCCCGUCCUCCGCUCUCUCCACCCUCGUCUCCAAGCAACCGGAAACUCCUACGACCCCCAUGGUUUCCCCAUGUCCAAAUACUUCGAGACACACGAAAGCCCCGGCGCAAUUGGUAUGAAGUUCAACAUCACGGCACGCAUGAUGGCCGUACAGGCACCGUAUAACUGGGGCCACGAUGAUAGUGAACGCUUCUUCGCUCGUCAUUACUUCCGCGCCCUCCUGCAACGCAUCUUCGUCGACCGCGGCGUUACGCCUAAACCGGGUAUUCCAGAAGAUCUCUACGCCGAUGAUGAGGGCGCUGAGAUGACUACAGCUGUAAUAAUCGGCUCGCUACCUAAGCGCGCAUUCGAAUCCUUCACUGCGUACGUACGCGCCGCAACAGCCAGACUCCUGCGUGACCCGAAACAUAGCGCAAAGGUCCAAGAGCACAUUGCAACAAUGACGGAUGAGGAGAUUCAACGCUACGAGGCGGACUAUUUCCCCGCGAAGAAGAAUCUUAGCGUUAUAUGGAGCUUGAUGGCGUUUAGUGCGCAGGUCGUGGAGACGGUUAUUGUUGUGGAUCGCUGGCAGUUCUUGCGGGAGCAUGACUCGGUCAAGGAGUGUUGGGUUGAGCCUGUGUUUGAGUAUAGCGAGAGUCCACGGAAUCUGGCUGUUAUUGGGAUUAAGAAGUGA